Molecule: messenger RNA, 1780 nt
Organism: Vitrella brassicaformis
Lineage: Eukaryota; Vitrellaceae
Source: the annotation of a GenBank genome assembly
UCAGCCCCAGACUUCCUUCUCGGGGCACCUCGCAAUUGGGCAUUCCGUUAUGGGCAGAACAGGCAACUUCUCACAACUCGAGGGAUUUUGACAGGUGACAUCAAGCGCACGAAUGCCCGAAUAGCUCGUCGAAUACCGCCAAGCACGGAGAGCGUUGCCGGUGGAGGGACACACGCGAUUGACUUCCCUGGAUCCAAAGACAGAGAGAUGCAGCUUGUAUGCGGUGUUGUGCUGCUCACUCACUGGCUUACCCCGAAUCUGUCGCGUCAACCAAUCGAGGAGACGCAAUACUCACUAGAUACUUGCCGCCCGCCAGUCUCUGGCAGGAUGAGACGAAAUCCGCCCGUGUGAGGUCAAACUGGAAGACCUGCUCCGUAUCAGCCACCCAACGACUCGGAUCUCCAUAUGGUCUCCCGUACUUUCGAAUCUCCGGCGUCCGAAACUCCUGCCAUAGCAAAGCAGGCAAAAGGGAGAAAUUCACUCGAUAUUCAAGACCCUUGCAUGCCCAUGUCAGCACCUGACAACAGCUUCCCUCUGCCAAACACCCAUUGUUCAGCAGGACGAAGUUGCGCGUCGGCGACACGUCACAUCUCGCCUCCUUGAUGGCACCGAGCAAAGUUGUACUGAAGCGAAUGUCAUUGAAGCUCCACUUGGCACUGUGGCUGGUGUAGAGGACGCGAUUAGCGUCAAACGGGUCCGCGCGAUAGUUGAAGGGACGGCCAUAACGGAACAGAAAAUCGCCUUUGGAUGUGGCUGCCUCGGCGGUGGUGAUGGAGCGGUCGAUUACGUAGAUUUCGCUUGUGUGACUGAUGAGACAGCGCAUAAGAGCAGCAAAAGGACAGCAUAGAAGAGACAAAGCGUGACGCUCUCACCGGGACGAUAUCAUGAUCUGGUCCAGCUGCUCGUUGUAGUCGAGUGAGUUCCAGUGAAGCCAGUCCACUGAAAUUGAAAAGCUUAUGUCCCUCGCUGUCACGGGCGGGAUAUUGAUAUCCAGUCUGUAGUAGUAGUCGUCUGGAUGGUCGCAGUAAGGGACGUAAUUGUCCUUGCUCCGGUCAAAAUCCUGGACCACAAGAGCGAUACAGAGACAAAGGGGGAAGCCACACACUUACCUGGAUCAGGUGGUCCCACAUUCUCCAACCUGCCAGUGCACGACAGAAUUUAAUGGCAGACAGCGUGAUUUACACAAACAUAAUUCUGCUGUGGUGCCUCUCAUCCUAUACUUACGCCACACUUCUUCUGCUGAUUUCUUGCCGACCGGCGUGACCUCGACGAUCUCCUCUGUCAGAAGAUAGCCCGACUUGUUUUGGUUGUCUGGUACGUCUCGUGCAGGGUCGCGGCCGGCCUGAAUGGCCUCAGCGUAGUCCUUGACGACCCACAGGAGGUACAAGAUGUUGCCGUUCGGCAGCUCAAUUGCCUCGUGGUGCUGAAUGGCGACGCGCCCCCUCUCGAAUUUUGUGGUGUUGAACUCCCACUCAAUCUGUAUAUAUAAAGGUGUAUGUGUGCAUCUCUUUCGUCAGUGCAGUUUCCGUACCUCAUCGUUGUGAUUGACCAUUUGCAGGAUGCCAGCGCGCCCACCGUACGGGAAAACCGGAUCCUGACGCAGAGGGGGCCGAGUGAUGUCAGUGGCAGCCCGAAGGAGCCAGCCAUUCCUCAUGAUGGAGGCUGAACCAGACGCCGGCGGACCAGCCGCUAUGUUGAAGGUCUUGGCGACGCACAAGUUCGAAUCAUAGAGAUACGCCACGUUGGUCCCGAGGGGCGCCCACAAAGUCAGCUGGUCCAU